Nematostella vectensis (starlet sea anemone) is the source of this 2182-nucleotide messenger RNA. RefSeq names its product amiloride-sensitive sodium channel subunit gamma. Gene Ontology annotation, cellular component: membrane. Gene Ontology annotation, biological process: sodium ion transmembrane transport. The transcript is spliced from 12 exons. The record is from RefSeq and is a predicted model, not a curated record. Bases 1 to 2136 code for a protein of 711 amino acids. Gene Ontology annotation, molecular function: ligand-gated sodium channel activity. Lineage: Eukaryota; Metazoa; Cnidaria; Anthozoa; Actiniaria; Edwardsiidae.
AUGAAGUAUAUUGAUAAACUCAUCUCCCGACAUGAUCCAGCCGCUCAAAUUAUGAAAGCUUUUAGCGAAGAUCUGCGCUGGAGAGAGUUUAAAGGGGCAGUCGCACCGAUAGCGGCAUUUUUCAAGAAUGCUACCGUCACCACCAGCACAGAGGAAAACUACUGGACACUAUCUAAAAGCUGUUUGAUUGUCUUCUUCGUGCUUUCAGGGCAGACUUUCCCCCCUCAAGAUCUUACACGGGAAAAACCAGCAAAGAAAACAACCGAAAUUUUGAAUAAUGAUGACGCCACCAAAAACGCCACCGGGGGAUUCCUAUCCCUUAUCCGGGACUUCGCUGCAUCUACUACUGCGCAUGGCAUUGGCAAGGUGUUUGCCGCAGACAGCAUGGUUCGGCGGGCGCUGUGGUUGCUGGGGUGUCUGACGGUGUACGCAGUCAUGAUAUUCAUGUGUGCGCAGCUGCUUGUCAGAUACCUGGAGAAGCCUGUCGUAUCUCGUGUUGAAGUCAGUUAUGAAGAGAGCUUAGUGUUUCCAGCUGUGACAAUCUGCAACCUAAACAUGUUGAAGCACUCAAAAGUGGCAAAGAACCCCAGUAUUCAGUCUUUGAUGACAAACAUGAAAGAAAAAGACGAAAAAAUGAGAUAUCAGCCUUUGACUCCUCUUAAUACCACUGCUGCGCCUAAAGACGACCUUGACAAGAAGAUCGACGAGCAAAAGCACCGGCAGAUAAAGAAGCUAAUGCAAGAGGCGGUCUCGUCUAAGGAAAAGCAAAUCUUUCAGGGUGCAGAGGUCGACACGACGAGUAUAAUGGGCGUAAUGCUGAUGGGCUCGCUUCGGAAUGUCCCUUCAGACCGUCUGGCCCAGAUGGGCUACUCAUUGGAUGAUCUGUUAGUGUCUUGCAGGUGGUCAGCUUUCAAGUGCAAUAGUGGAACACUGAAAGACCUUUGGAAGCAUUUCUGGCACUGGAAAUAUGGGAACUGUUACACGUUCAAUUCAGGAGUUAGUGCUAACGGGGAGAAGAUGCCGAUAUUGACGGUCGAUCGCUCUGGACCCUAUGAUGGUCUCUCGAUGGUUAUAGACGUGAAGCAAGAUCAGUACAACCCGUUCGUGGACGAGGCCGGGAUCCGUGUCGUCCUGACAGAUCAGCAAAAGAUGCCGUUCCCAUUCGAAGAGGGAUUCAGUGUCCCUACCGGGUUCUCCACCUCUGUCGGCGUCAGACGGGUCUGCAGUGCCAAAAGAGAAAAUUCUCAUCACUCUAAUAAGACGUACCAUGUGAUAGGAUUGGAAGAAUUUAAAAUCAGAUCAAUUACACUGCUGAGGACCUUAGUGACUAGCUCUCCUCUCUGCAAUAGGGCGCAUUCUGCUAAAAGCGUGUUAAAGCGUGCAUUAGCGAUGCGUGUGCUUUGUGUUUGUUUGUUUAGUAAAUACGUAUACACGAGACGAGUCGAUCCCCAUGGCAACAACAGCUGCGCUAGCUCAGACGAGGAGUCCAUUGAUGAUAUUUAUAAGAAGAGGUAUUUCGUCAAUUACUCGGUCAAGUGUUUAUGUUCCUCCUGUUGUUGUGUUUUAUUGUUGUUGUUAUUCCUGCAUCUUUUUCCUGUUGUUCUGUUUCACUUUUUCCUGUUGUUUCUUUAUACUUCUACUGUUAUGGUCUAUUGUUGCUGCACAGUUGAAUACUGUUGUUAUGCUGAUAAGAAGUCGAAUCAUAUGUUAUCUUCAAUGUCCUAUCUCCUUUUAUUUUUUGUUAAAUCAUCAUCAUUCAUUUUUAUUGAAUUGUUUUCUUUAAGGGACAACAACUUUCGUUAUACGGUGUCUAGCGCACAAUGGUCAACAAAGUUCAAGCAUCAGCUUCAGCGACGAUUCCUACACAGGCUCAACAGCGGUAUACGGCCUCUUGACAUAAGUGACAAUUUUCUGAAGGUCUCGAUAUUCUACGAGGAGCUUUCCUUAGAAAAGAUAAUUUAUGAGGAAGCAUACCCGAUGGAGAAUCUUUUAGCCGACUUUGGUGGUCAGCUUGGGCUAUGGAUCGGAGUUUCUGUUCUAACUGUCGCAGAACUCAUAGAGUUGUUCGUGAACUUAUUUACUUUACUUUUGGUCAAGUCAAGAAAAGUUGACACCAUUUCCUCUAUCCUGUCGUAAUAAGGAAAGCGAAGAAAUAAAAAGGAUAACAAUGGUUUUCAUUUCA